UUAUUAAAACCGAUCCACCCUUGUUACCCACCGACAGCCCUCAACACUCUCACCGCCACAAACUCAACACUCCAUUUCCCAACGGCCUCCCUCCAAAUAUCCCCCACCAAAAUUACACUCUAAUUCGUAUCAACAUUCAAAUUCACUACAUAUAUUUUUCCGGGCCUUUAGAAAAAACCCAAUUUAUAUUUUCACAAAUUCAAAUUUUUUUUUUUUUUGGGGAUUUGAUGAUUUUGCGAGACAUGCAAGCCAAGUCGCUGCAAUGGGCGGCGUCUCCUGGGCUCCGGGUCGGGCUCGAAACGCCGCCGUCGUCCUCGUCCUGGUCGCAGCUGGCGGUCGUGAACUUGCACGGUGGCGCUUCUGUAAAUAGCUUGAAAGCCAGAGGUUUGUUUGUAGUAAAGGCCAUGGAGGUGGAGGGUUCCAAAACGGCGAGUCUGAAUGGGCACGCCGGGAGCUCAGAUAAAAAUGGGAACUUGUUGUCUUUGGUUGGAAAUUCAACCAAUAUUAAGUGGCAUGAGUGCUCGUUGAACAAAACUGACAGGCAGAAGUUGCUUAAACAAAAGGGCUGUGUCAUUUGGAUCACCGGUCUCAGCGGUUCAGGGAAGAGCACGGUGGCAUGUGCUUUGGGUGGGAGUUUGUACCGCAGGGGGAAGUUGUCUUACGUUCUUGAUGGGGACAAUGUCAGGCAUGGCUUGAAUCGCGACCUUAGUUUUAAAGCAGAAGAUCGUGCAGAGAACAUUCGGAGGAUUGGUGAGGUGGCGAAAUUGUUUUCUGAUGCUGGAGUUAUUUGUAUUGCUAGCUUGAUUUCUCCUUAUAGAAAGGAUCGUGAUGCCUGCCGUGCAAUGCUACCUGCUGGAGAUUUUAUUGAGGUGUUCAUGGAUGUUCCACUCCAAGUUUGUGAAGCUAGAGACCCGAAGGGCCUAUAUAAGCUUGCCCGUGCAGGGAAGAUCAAAGGUUUUACCGGGAUUGAUGAUCCAUAUGAGCCACCACUAAAUUGUGAGAUAGUAUUAACACAUAAAGGAGGAGCGUGUCCUUCCCCAUGUGAGAUGGCUGAAGAAGUAGUUUCUUACUUGGAAGAUCAGGGGUUCCUCCAAGCAUAAGAAGUUGGUGGAACCUUUCCUUGAACUGUCAUAACUUUGAGCUCUACUGCAAAUACGGUGAAGAUAGUUUCUAGCGCUCCAUGUGGAUGCUAUGCAUCUUGCAUUACCAGAUAAGAUGCAGAAAUCACCUGCUCUGAUAUGAAGCUGCCCUUUUGCCUCGUCUAACAGGAAAACUGAUGCAAUAUUCCUGUAAACGCAUUAGUUAAUUGCUUGAUUAAUUUGUGCCAAAUCUUUUUUAUGUUUGAUGUUAGUAUGAAUUGUGGUCUCCUCGUUGUAAAUGAUAGAGUGGAGAGUUUCUUGGUCAUAUUAUGCCCCAGUUUGGGGUUGAGGUGAUUUUAAAAAAAGCUCUUAUGAAAAAAA
This is a messenger RNA of Malus domestica (apple), 1460 nucleotides long. Its product is annotated as adenylyl-sulfate kinase 3-like. NCBI's taxonomy places the organism in Eukaryota, Viridiplantae, Streptophyta, Magnoliopsida, Rosales, Rosaceae. Gene Ontology annotation, biological process: sulfate assimilation. Gene Ontology annotation, molecular function: adenylylsulfate kinase activity; ATP binding. The record is from RefSeq and is a predicted model, not a curated record.